UUCCCUCUCUUUGGGUCACAAAACUCCAACCCAGUUCCCACUUUGUGUAAUUGGUUGAUGGAGCGGUGGAGAAGACUUUGACUCGACACAGGAGCAGGUUGCCAGCGUCACAGUUCCAAUAAAGAAAAUCCCCCGAGGGACGAGAAAGAGAGGGAGUGGAGUAGAGACAGGCAAAGGCGAGGAAGAGAGGGAAGACUGCUUCAGUUCUUCAGCUGACCGAGUCGCGAUGGAAGCGCACGGCAUGUGUGAUUAGGGAGCACCGCGUCUGGAAGCGCUCGCUGUGGGAACGUGGGAUACAGAGUGAAGAUCCUUCAGAACUGACCGGUGCCAAUUUGUUUUUGUUUACAUCGUCAUUUAGCGGAUUAUCUGAGAAUCAUGAACGUGCCGCCCCCCGACCGCAGGAAAAACGUGCGAGAACUGGCUCUGGAAAUUGGCAUUCGAGUUCUGCUUUUCGGAGUUUUUGUGUUUACAGAGUUUCUGGAGCCAUUCGAGCGAGUGAUUCAACCGGAGGAGCUUUGGCUCUACAAGAAUCCUUUAGUGGAGUCUGACCAUAUCCCCAAGAGAGUCAUGUUUGCAAUUUCGUUUCUUACCCCACUAGCGGUGAUAUUUGUGGUGAAGAUAAUACAGAGAACGGACAAGACAGAAAUCAAAGAGGCAUGUUUAGCUGUGUCCCUGGCUCUUGCCCUGAAUGGCGUCUUCACAAACACCAUCAAGUUGAUUGUUGGCAGACCGAGGCCGGAUUACUUUCAGCGCUGUUUUCCUGAUGGACAAGUAAACGUAAAGAUGCAGUGCACUGGAGAGCCAGAUCUCGUUUCCGAGGGACGCAAGAGCUUCCCCAGCAGUCAUUCCUCCUUCGCCUUCUCCGGCCUUGGCUUCACCUCCUUCUACCUGGCAGGGAAGCUGCAGUGUUUCACAGACCAGGGGCGAGGGCGUAGCUGGCGUCUCUGUGCCAUGGUGCUGCCUCUCUACAGUGCCAUGAUGAUUGCCCUGUCCCGGACUUGCGACUACAAACACCACUGGCAAGACGCCUUUGUUGGAGGAGUGAUCGGGUUGCUGUUUGCGUACAUCUGCUACCGCCAGCACUACCCACCUUUUCUGCACACGGACUGCCACCGGCCUUAUGCCAGUCUGGCUGCCACUACCCACUCACCCGCACAUGCCCAGGAGGACCCCCAGCCCACUGACAAUGCCACCACCCUCCCUCUGGAGGGCUUGACUAAAGGGCCAGUAUGACUAGUGUCCACCACUGAGACUCCCCCGACACACUCACUAAACCACCAAGCCCAACUCCCCAUUCCCACUGAUUGAGUGGCUCUUGUUUACAUUCCAGUGGACAGUUAUGCCCCUCACUGAUCCCCAUACACUUGCACCCAGUCUCGGUGGCACCUUCAUACUUUUUUUGUUUAUCCUUUUAUAUCUGUUUCUUGCUUAGCAGCUGUGAAUGUCUAUAUUUAGAUGUGAUGUUAGGAGAAUAUGGGACAUCACCACUGAGAGUGGAGAAAGAAAAGGAAGCAGGUUUUACUAAUGGCUGUUAAAGUUGUUAAAAAAAAUAAAGCCAAUUUCUUUGCUGGGAUUUAUUGAAUUAAUGAGAGAUGUUGUUGGCAGCUUGUGUUAUGCUGGAGUGUAUUUAACAGUUUGCAGUUAGUUUGGAAACCUCAGAAACCCCGUUUAAAAUAUCACAGCAAUCAAACCAUGAAAUCAAAGUACUGUAAUAUAUUUAUUGAAAGAUUUAUUUAAAGAGGCUUUGUGAGCAAGAAAUUAUGGGAUUUGAGAGCAAUUAGAUACCUAUUAACAUUCUGGAGUAGAAUUUCUGACACUGCUUUUUCAGAGGCAAACUAGAUUCAUACAUUGUUUUGUCUAUGAUAAUUUGAGGUUGUCCAUUGUAACAUAACGGUAAAUACUGGACCAAUACAGUCUUGGAUUAAGGCACUGGUCUGUGUUAAGGGAAAAAUGUCAGAAUGUCUUUUUUAAAGCACCUUUUAAGAAUACUACCAAUCCGUUUUCCAAUGCAAUUCCAAGAUCACCUCUCAUGUAUUCUUCU
Molecule: messenger RNA, 2041 nt
Organism: Solea solea (common sole)
Lineage: Eukaryota; Metazoa; Chordata; Actinopteri; Pleuronectiformes; Soleidae
Gene: plpp4
Product: phospholipid phosphatase 4
Exons: 7
Coding region: 376-1233 (285 amino acids)
Biological process (GO): phospholipid metabolic process
Molecular function (GO): phosphatidate phosphatase activity
Source: RefSeq, a predicted model, not a curated record